CAGGAACCCAUACCUCACAAUCAAGAGACAGGCACAAAGAAAUCAAAUUUGUUUAUAUUAGCUCGUAAAAACGAUAUUAGAUAUUGGAUAAGAAAACUAAAAUUGUUUAGCGCUUCUGUUACCUUGGUUACACACUCGGCAUUUGCCCAAAUACUUGAAAAUGAUUCAGGAUGCACAAAUUCUUCAACAACAUAAUACUGAACUCAUCAAACUGAUAGAAGACCUAUGUCAGAAAAGAGACCAGCUGCAAAAAGCGAUUAUAGAAGAAGAUGAUGAAAAGAACCGACUUCAACACGAUAUGAGAAUUAUUUCCGAAAAGCUUGCGAAGGUGAACGAUUCUCUAAGCAAGAAGCUAGUUAUUAGAAACUCAUACGACAAGGCAAUUGCUGAGUCCCAACAAGCUUACUCCAAAUUGUUAGAAAAUUCCCACGUGCUGCUGAAUGUUCUGCAGAGCAACCAAGAAAAAAUGAAAGACAAAUUUGCUAAGAGUUACCACAACUAGUCUCCUAACUACUUACUGGCAGUGGUAUCAUCAACGCUUUCCACGGAUUUGUCGUUUUUAUGAAAUACUAUAUUAU
Molecule: messenger RNA, 578 nt
Organism: Trichobilharzia regenti
Lineage: Eukaryota; Metazoa; Platyhelminthes; Trematoda; Strigeidida; Schistosomatidae
Source: the annotation of a GenBank genome assembly